Molecule: messenger RNA, 606 nt
Organism: Suhomyces tanzawaensis NRRL Y-17324
Lineage: Eukaryota; Fungi; Ascomycota; Pichiomycetes; Serinales; Debaryomycetaceae
Gene: SEC72
Product: Sec63 complex subunit
Exons: 1
Coding region: 1-606 (201 amino acids)
Molecular function (GO): Hsp90 protein binding
Source: RefSeq, a predicted model, not a curated record
AUGAAUAUUGCCAUCAAUUACGACACAAAAACCAGAAAAUUGCAGCUACCUGCCCAGGCAGCUGCGCUUGUGCCCCAGCUCAACUUGGAAAUUGAACAGUUGAACGUGUUGACCGGGGAAAUCAUAGCCAGUGGCUCGGAAGUCCCUCUCCCAGCAACACUCGAGACCUUCAACAAGGACUUAUCGAAAAUGAUCAAGAAGUUGUAUGAAGGUGGUGUACAAGCAUUCCAAGCAGGUAAAUACUCGGAGGCAGUGAAACAGUUGUCCAUUGGUAUCGAGAUGAUCAGCAGAAGACAUAAGUUCGAAUCGUUCCAGGGAACGUUGCAAGAACUCAGCUUGUUCCUCAUGAGUCGGGCCGACUCUUACUUGAAAACCAAAGACUACUUGAAGGCAUUCAAUGACGCAGACAUGUUGAUUGGCAUGAUGAUGUGCACCCCAGACAACUUCUUGAGAAGAGGUGUUUCCAACUACUUUUUGGGCAACUACGAGGAUGCCAGGGCUGACUACCAGAGAGGCUUGUCGUUUGACGAGGACAACGCUAGAUUGCAAACGGAGUUGGAGAUCUGCUUGGACAAGAUCUUGGAGGAAAACGGGGACUACCUUUAG